AUGAUAAGCCAUGCACCUGCCGCGGUCACUACCGUCCGCGGGUUCCAGACUACACCUGCUACUUCAGGCGACGAAGACUCCGACCACGGACACAGCGAGGCCCCUACUCCGCGGCGUAAGACCCCCGGCCGAAACCUCAUGGUUAAUGAUGUUGUGAGCGCCAACUGCAGCCCUACCUUCCGCGCCCAUCCCUCGCCCGCCAUGUCGGGCAUCGCCAAACUGCGCAUGCAGAUGGAGCCUCUGAGCCUUGAUGGAGGGUCCCCAUGCCACUCCAUGAGUCGUGCUGGAAGUCAACAGGGUCUGGCGCUCGAGUUUCGAAAGCAAAUGAUCAGCCGUACGCACAGUCGAGAGGAUGUUCGCAGCGAGGCUGGUAGCGAGAUGUCAGACAGCUCUAUUAGUUACGAGGUUAACCUCGAGCACGAUUUUGCUAGCGAGAGUGUUCGGGAGCGUAGUGGAUAUCUCGAAACCCUAGAGGGCGGCCUUGCGCCAAACCGUAAGAUGACGUCGGAGGACUUUGAACAGCUGCGAUGUCUUGGCAAGGGUACCUAUGGUACUGUAUUGCUCGUCAAGCAACGCGCGACUGGGAGACUCUACGCCCAGAAGCAGUUCAAAAAGGCCUCGCUUGUCGUCCACAAGAAGCUCGUUGAGCAGACCAAGACUGAGCGACAGAUUCUUGAGUCCGUCAACAGACAUCCAUUUGUUGUCAAGCUGUUCUAUGCCUUCCAAGACCAAGAGCAACUAUACCUCAUUCUCGAAUACGGACAGGGCGGUGAGCUCUUCACCCAUCUCAACACCGAAAAGAUGUUCUCCGAGGAUGUGGCCGCAUUCUACAUGGCGGAGAUGCUUCUAGCCAUCUCACAUCUUCACAACGAUCUCGGCGUGGUCUACCGCGAUCUCAAGCCGGAAAACUGCCUUUUAGAUGCUGAAGGCCACCUCCUCCUGACUGACUUUGGUCUUUCCAAGGUCUCGAUCGACCAGAAUGAGAGCUGCAACUCGAUGCUGGGAACUGUCGAGUACAUGGCGCCCGAGGUGGUCCUUGGAAAGAAGUAUGGAAAGGCAGUCGACUGGUGGUCGUUUGGAGCCCUCGGAUAUGACCUUAUGACUGGAAAUCCACCUUUCCGCGGCCAAAACCACGCCAAGAUCCAAGACAACAUCGUCAAGCAGAAGCUGGUUCUUCCUUAUUUCCUGAGCCCUGAUGCUAAAGACCUGCUCACCCGACUUCUUCGCAAGGACCCCAGCAAGCGUCUCGGCGCCGUGAUGCCCAAGGAUCUGGCGACGAUGAAGAGUCACCGGUUCUUUCGCAAGAUUGACUGGAAGAAGCUGGCGGAGCGCGAGCUUGAGCCACCAAUCCAGCCCAUGAUCACGGAUCCUGAGCUAGCCGAGAACUUCGCCCCAGAGUUUACGGAGUUGUCCAUCAGCCCGGUGCUACCAAACAAGGAGGCCUGGCCUCGAAGUCUCCCUAAGGAUGAGCUCUUUGGAGGAUUUAGUUUUGUUGCAUCUUCAAGCCUGUUGAAUGAAGACCGAUUUGCCGCUUUUGCCCACAGCUGA
Messenger RNA from Fusarium tjaetaba, 1548 nucleotides. RefSeq names its product kinase. Bases 1 to 1548 code for a protein of 515 amino acids. Gene Ontology annotation, molecular function: protein serine/threonine kinase activity; ATP binding. NCBI's taxonomy places the organism in Eukaryota, Fungi, Ascomycota, Sordariomycetes, Hypocreales, Nectriaceae. Gene Ontology annotation, biological process: protein phosphorylation. The transcript has a single exon. The record is from RefSeq and is a predicted model, not a curated record.